Molecule: messenger RNA, 1172 nt
Organism: Heterocephalus glaber (naked mole-rat)
Lineage: Eukaryota; Metazoa; Chordata; Mammalia; Rodentia; Bathyergidae
Gene: Efna3
Product: ephrin A3
Biological process (GO): ephrin receptor signaling pathway; axon guidance
Cellular component (GO): plasma membrane
Molecular function (GO): ephrin receptor binding
Source: RefSeq, a predicted model, not a curated record
CCCCUCCACUUUGUACCUUUCUCGCCUCGGCUGCGAAGCGGGCCGAGUCCCGCCAGGCCACACCGGACCGGACCCCGGGGCGAUGCGGCUGCUGCCCCUGCUGCGGACCGUCCUCUGGGCCGCGCUCCUCGGCUCCCCUCUGCGGGGGGGCUCCAGCCUCCGCCACCCGAUCUACUGGAACUCCAGUAACCCCAGGCUGCUUAAAGGAGACGCCGUGGUGGAGCUGGGCCUCAACGAUUACCUGGACAUCUUCUGCCCACACUAUGAAAGUCCAGGGCCCCCUGAGGGCCCCGAGACCUUUGCUUUAUACAUGGUGGACUGGCCGGGCUAUGAGGCCUGCCGGGCAGAGGGGGCGAAUGCCUUCCAGCGCUGGAAGUGCUCCAUGCCCUUCGCUCCCUUUGGCCCUGUUCGUUUCUCAGAGAAGAUUCAGCGCUUCACGCCGUUCUCCCUGGGCUUCGAGUUCUUGCCCGGAGAGACUUACUACUACAUCUCUGUGCCGACCCCGGAGAGCUCCGGUCAGUGCUUGAGGCUCCAGGUGUCUGUCUGCUGCAAGGAGAGCAGGUCCGAGUCAGCCCAUCCUGUUGGGAGCCCUGGAGAGAGUGGCACCUCUGGGUGGCGAGGGGGCCACGCUCCUAGCCCCCUCUGUCUCUUGCCACUGCUGCUGCUCCCAGUCCUGCGUCUCCUGCGAGUUCUGUGAUUGAGGCAGACCCUCCAGCACCCCUGGAGGACGGGGCCUGCUACCAGCUGGGUGCCCAGCCAGGUCGCCGGAUGGAGCCCUGAUGAGUCAGAGGGGCUGAGGUGACCCCUGCAGGUGCCCACCUCCAGCUCAGCCGGAGAGGAGCUGGAGGGUGCUGCAGACCGUCCUGGGCAUCGCAGAGGCAGGACACAUGGCUUUGCUGCUGCGCAGAUGGAUGGUCUCAGCCCCCAGGAGCCUGACAAGAUCCUUAGCCAGCAGGGACCAAGGUGGAGAUGGAAGAGCCGGGCUUCUGGCUCAGGGCCAAGGAAGCCCUGCUACCUCGAUGGGGGCUGUUCCGGGCAGCGCCUCGCCCGACCCAGGAGUCACCCACUUGUCUUCUGUGAAGACGGACUUGCUGUGAGACUGAAUUUCACACCGUUUGUAUUUUUAUAAAAGUGUCUGGACCAAAUCUUCAAUAAACCACCCCUCCCAUGUC